UGCCUACGCCGUAAAGACAGUUGAGCUUAAUGUGACACUCCACACUGAAUUCUCACUUCUCUCUCUCUCUCUAAUUUCUCAACAAUUAGUCAGUCAGUCUCACUAUCCAGAUUCCAAAUAUAUCGAUCCAGUUUUAUGACGAAUCUCUUAUCCUUCACCCCAACCACUCCUCUUCUCCGCCACCUCUCCGUUUUCUCUGUCGUGCGCCGUCGCCACAACCCCACCACCCUCAAGUCUCCACCACAUACCCUCUCACAGUCGCCUCUGCACGUCCUCUACCGUGCGCCGCACCCUCCCCCACGCCCCUCCCGCUCCGUGUCCGCUCUACCCUCCCCCGCCGAUGGCCUCAUGCAGGACGCCGGAGCCACCGCCGUCGUAAUCGCUGGCGCCUACGGCCUCGUCCUCUGCUUCGAUAAUCUCACGCAGCGAAAUCUUCUCCGACAGAAUUUAAGCAGAAAAUUGGUGCAUAUAUUAUCUGGGAUAUUCUUCAUGCUUUCCUGGCCAAUUUUCAGCACCUCAACCAAUGCUCGUUACUUUGCCUCUGUGGUUCCCCUUGUCAAUUGCUUGAGGCUUCUUCUUCACGGCUUCUCCUUGGUCCCCAAUGAAGGACUCGUCAAAUCUGUCACGAGAGAAGGAAACCCAAAGGAGUUGCUUAGAGGUCCUUUGUAUUAUGUUCUCAUAUUGAUCUUAUGUGCUCUUGUGUUUUGGCGUGAGUCUCCAGUUGGACUGAUCUCAUUGGCAAUGAUGUGCGGCGGGGAUGGUGUUGCUGAUAUCAUGGGAAGAAAGUUUGGGUCGAUAAAGAUCCCUUAUAAUCCAAAAAAGAGUUGGGCUGGUAGCAUAUCGAUGUUUCUUUUUGGGUUCUUGAUUUCCAUGGGGAUGCUCUAUUAUUACUCCUUUUUGGGAUAUUUCGAACUGAAUUGGAUCCAGACAGCUGAAAAGGUAGCGUUCGUUGCUUUGGUGGCAACACUUGUGGAGUCUCUUCCAAUUACAGAGGUAUUAGAUGACAACAUAUCUGUUCCAUUGGCAAGCAUGGCAGCAGCAUAUUUGAGUUUCUCUUUGUAGCUUGUUUGUUCUACUCCAAUUCAUCUCCCAAAUUCCAUAUCAUCUGGUUCGAUGAUUCAUUACGUACUAUGGAGAUUAGAGGAGCAGAGGAGCAGCUGUCGUCGAGCUCUGCAGGGACUGCGACUGCAUACAUAGUCCAAGCCACAUUCCUUGAGCUCUAUGGACACAUUAGCAAUGACAUACAGCAAAGCACAAAACCAACCAGCUUUGACUUGGGUAAGUGUCUUUGUUAACAAUUUUCAGUGGAUACUGUAUGUUCAAGAUCCGAUCAAUUUUGAUUGGUGUUGGUAUUUUGGCGGAUUGGGCAGCCGACCUCACUUGGUGGGAAAAAGUUUUAUUGUUGUUGUUGGAUUGGAUCCUAAAAUUCCAAAACCGAGAAGUUUGGAUCAGAUAGCAGAUUUUCUUCUAAUUCUUGCACCUCUAAUAUCGUUUGUAUUAGUUUUAUCAAAAAAAAUGUCGUUUGUAUUAAAGAAAAAAUCAUGGAAAAUCUUCUCGCA
This is a messenger RNA of Pyrus x bretschneideri (Chinese white pear), 1559 nucleotides long. Its product is annotated as probable phytol kinase 1, chloroplastic. The record is from RefSeq and is a predicted model, not a curated record. Gene Ontology annotation, biological process: vitamin E biosynthetic process. Gene Ontology annotation, molecular function: phytol kinase activity. NCBI's taxonomy places the organism in Eukaryota, Viridiplantae, Streptophyta, Magnoliopsida, Rosales, Rosaceae. The coding region runs from base 136 to 1062 and encodes 308 amino acids. The transcript has 5 exons. Gene Ontology annotation, cellular component: chloroplast.